Messenger RNA from Clunio marinus, 1684 nucleotides. Lineage: Eukaryota; Metazoa; Arthropoda; Insecta; Diptera; Chironomidae. The record is from the annotation of a GenBank genome assembly.
AUGUUUCAGACUAUUAAUGGUGGAGGUGGUGACCGAACUGGUAAGCGAAAACUGCCAGCAGCAACUUCCAAUAGUGAAGAGAAUGACUUUGGGGAUUUGAAUGAGAACAAUGGCGACGACUGUAAUCUGUUGGAUGAUAAGGAUUAUGAUACUCUUGCCAACGCCGCAAUGCAUGUGGUCACACAAAAUAUUCUCGGUCAGCAAAAUGUGCUUCUAAUCCAGCCGUAUAUUAAAUGGGGACCGAAAAAACCUAAGACUAAACCAGAGCAUCAGUUGGCUGAAGCUGAGUCGCUCAUAAGGACAUUACCUAACUGGAAAGUUGAAAUAAGCCUUAAAGUGCCUGUUGAGAGUAUGGAGAGAAAAACAAUUUUUGGCAGUGGAAAGUUAGAGGAACUUCGCGAUUUGAUCAAGCAAAGUGGAAGCAAAGGAAAGAAAAUCACUUGUGUUUUUAUCAGCAGAUCAAUGUUGACAUAUCAUCAAAAGGCAAUUCUUGAGGAGCAUUUCAAUGUUCCUGUAAUGGAUCGCUACUCAAUUGUUGUUCAAAUUCUUCGAUUACAUGCGACGUCAAAGGAAGCUAAAUUGCAAGUUGCAUUAGCUGAAAUUCCUUACAUCAUCCUACAAAUGCGUGAUAUUGAAAUGCUUGGUGGUGCUGGACUAAAACAACCAAGAUUUUAUCUAAGCGAUCAACAAAAGAUGAUGUUGAAGCAGCGUGAAAAGAAAAUUCAACAUGAGCUUGAAGAAUUAAGACUACGAAGAAAAAUGAUAAGAAAUAAUAGAAAGCAAAAGCAAUUUCCCGUGAUAGCUGUAGUUGGUUAUACAAAUUGUGGAAAGACUUCUCUCAUAAAAGCUUUAACAGAUGAAGCUACUCUUCAGCCUAAAGAUCAACUUUUUGCAACUCUUGAUGUCACUGCGCACGCUGGUCUUUUGCCUUGUCGUUUGGAAGUUUUGUUUAUCGAUACAGUUGGUUUUAUGUCCGACAUACCAACAGGUUUGAUUGAAUGUUUUGUCUCAACACUGGAAGAUGCGCUUGAAGCUGAUUUAAUAAUUCACGUUCAAGAUGUGUCACAUGAGAACUGGCUUGAUCAAAAAAAUCAUGUUGAGACAACACUCGCGUCACUUAUUCGAGAUAAUACAAAUCAAACUGAUCAUAUAAUGGAGAAUGUUAUCAAUGUUGGAAAUAAAAUUGACUUGGUUCCACAAGAUCAACAGAAUUUUGAUAACUUACGAAUAAUCUCAGCUAAAACUUUCAUUGGAAUCAACGAUUUGUUAAAUGAAGUCGAGGAAAAACUAUUGCUUGCCACGAAACGGGUAAAAAUGACUUUCCGAGUGCCAAUGGGAGGAGAAGAGAUGCAAUGGCUUUACAAGAAUUCUGCGGUUACCAGCAGUGAAGCUGAUGGGGAAGACAGUCAAAAAAUAUUGCUUCAUGUCGUUAUUUCCAAUCCCACACUGCAACAGUUCAAGCAUCGGUUUGUGCAAAGCAAAAAGUGAAAUUUACAAACAACGCUUGCAACAAAUUGUAGUGAAGUUCUUUACCAUUAUCGUUAAUUCAAAUUAGUUCAUAAAUAAUCAAGAAGAUGAAAUAAAAUUAAGAUAAUCUUUUAUAUAAUUUUUUUUUAAAUUUCAUGAACAAAGACACCAUGUUGAAGCUUGAUGCAUGAAUAAAUUUAAAAAUUCUAAGCUAAUU